Linderina pennispora is the source of this 1668-nucleotide messenger RNA. RefSeq lists its product as uncharacterized. Gene Ontology annotation, biological process: nuclear-transcribed mRNA poly(A) tail shortening. Gene Ontology annotation, cellular component: nucleus; cytoplasm; CCR4-NOT complex. The transcript is spliced from 6 exons. Lineage: Eukaryota; Fungi; Kickxellomycota; Kickxellomycetes; Kickxellales; Kickxellaceae. The record is from RefSeq and is a predicted model, not a curated record. Gene Ontology annotation, molecular function: protein binding; poly(A)-specific ribonuclease activity. Bases 1 to 1668 code for a protein of 555 amino acids.
AUGGCGCAACAGCGGCAGCAGGGCAACUUCUUGGGCGGCUACGAUAACCAUGGAGGCUCAGGAACGCCGCUUAGCUCCUAUGCAGAUUUCGUGAGUGGACCACGUCAAUUGGAUCGGCGGAACGACCGGCGGACGCCGAGUUCAAAUGGGGCUGUAAAGACUGUAUGGAAGGAGCUGGAUCUGGGCGGCAUGGCACUAAGGGCUAUCUCGGCACCGCUAUUCCGGUACACGUUCCUGACAAAGCUUUACAUAAACCACAACCAGCUGACACAGCUGCCAGCAAACCUUAUCAGUGCAGUUCCUCCAGAGCUAGGGCUGUGCUCGAAUCUAAAAGAGCUGCUGCUGUUUGACAACCGAAUCACCGAUCUGCCGCCUGAGCUGGGCACCCUGUACCAGCUCGAGUCAUUGGGGUUGGAGGGAAACCCGCUUGCAGGAGCACCUGAAGGCGAUCCUGCAGAAGGAUGGCGCGCGUGCACUGAUCGACCGUCGCCCGACCGGCAGUGGGUUUCACUAGACAAGGACGUGCGCACAGACAGCCCGGAGAUUCUGACAGUGCUGAACUACAACGUGCUGUGCCCCAAGUACGCGACGCCGCAAAAGUACAGCUACUGCCCAUCCUGGGCGCUGGCGUGGGAGUACCGGCGCGACAUCAUUAUUUCUGAGCUGACGACGCUGCAGCCAGACAUUGUGUGCCUGCAGGAAGUGGAGGCAGCGCAGUUUGACGAGUUCUUUAAGCCAAAGCUGCAGGAAGUGGGCUACGAAGGCGUGUUCUGGACCAAGUCGCGUGCACGUACGAUGGACGAGCCAGAGCGCCGGCUGGUUGACGGGUGCGCGACGUUUUACAAGUCGUCGGUGUUCCGGCUGGAGGCACAGCACCUGCUCGAGUUCCAGCAGAGCGCGCUGCAGCGCAAAGACUUCAAGAAGGUAGACGACAUGUUCAACCGGUUCAUGACCAAGGACAACAUUGUUGGGUUUGCAGUACUCAAGCACCGCAAGCUGGCAGGCGAGCCGAUGAUGCUCGUGGCGAACGCACAUGUACACUGGGACCCUGAGUUCACCGACGUGAAGAUGGUGCAGACGAUGAUGCUGACAGAGGAGCUGGCAAUGCUAGCGCGUAAGCACGCAGGAGUUCCGGCAGCCACCGACGAUGUCGGUGCUGGAUCGGAAGCGCAUAAGGUGCAGCUGCAGAUGCAGCAGCAGCAGAAGCAGUUCCAGAAGGUGACGACACUGAUCUGCGGUGACUUUAACUCGAAGCCAGACUCUGGGCUGUACGAGUUUUUGUCACGUGGGCGGCUGGACAAGGAGCAUCCGGACAUGGAGCGCAUGGAGCCGUACGCGGACUACAAACGGCACGCGUACGCCAGCAUCAACGAGCUGCCGCUGACAAACUGCACACCGACGUUCAGUGGCACAAUCGAUUACAUCUGGUACACGACUGGCACCCUGAUUCCGACGGGCCUGCUGGGCGAGCUGGACGAGGAGUGGGUGCGGCAUGCAGUCGGGUUCCCGAACUCGCAGAUUCCGUCUGACCACAUACCGAUUAUGGCAGAGUUCAAAUGGAAGCCCAUGGGGAAUGCCAGCGCGGUGCCACAGCAUCGAAUCCGGCUAUCUACAACUGGUCGGAAGAACUGGUCUAAUGAUGCUGGCCGUGCUCAAGGCCUGGAUUGA